AAUGCCAACUCUUCCCCAAGAAACAAGCUGGGCUAGUGAGCCACUGGCCAAGUACCAAGGCAUGUGCCUAACCCUCCCCAUCCUAAAAGGCCACAUCUUGGCUCAGCACCACUUUCAGCCUCAAGCCACCCAUAGCAUUUUACUAGCCACCUUCCCCAAAUCUGGCACCACCUGGUUCAAUGCCCUGCUUUUCUCCAUCAUCAACAGGAACCUUCUGGAAUUUUCCAUCCUUUGCUCACCACCAAUCCCCAUGACUGCAUUCCCUUGGUCCUUUUGGGACCAAGUUUUAGGGUACUGGAAUGCAGGCUUGGAAUCACCCAACAGGGUUUUGUUCAUGAGUUAUGAGAGGACAAUGAAGGAGCCUCUGGUCUGUGUCAAGAUGUUGGCUGAGUUUUUAGGGCAAUCCUUUUCCUUGGAGGAGGAGAAGAGUAGAGUUAUUGAGGAAACAGUGAAGCUGUGCAGCUUUGAGAAUUUGAGCAACUUAGAGGUGAAUAAGACCAGUUUGACUCAGUUUGGACCUGAAAUAACUCUUGAGAAUGAUGUGUUAUUUAGGAAAGGUCAGGCUGGAGAUUGGGAAAGCCAUCUUACAGGUGAGAUGAUUGAGCGUUUGGAUCAGAUCACAGAGCAGAAGUUCAAGGGCACUGGAUUGAUGAACUCCAUGAUCUCCAAUAAUUAAGUAUUCAUCAUGAUUGCAAAUUUUUUUUUUUCUUCUUCUAUGGGAUCUUUAUCACCUACUAGUGGCUUGUUUUCAUUCCUUGUUCUACUUUAUUUUGUGGUUUAAGUAAUGUUUUGCAAGUGAUUUGUAUAUCUAGUAUAUGAUGCAAAUGUGAUGAAUGGAUGGCAGGCCAAAUUUAUAUUUUGCAUAUGUCCUUUUAUUUUUUUUAUUUAAAUUUUUUAUUAUUUCAAUUAUACUAUUAAAUCUAUAUUUUCGAAUCAAUUUAAUUCUUAUAUUUUAAUAAUUUUUUUCGUGUAAUAAUUUAAACU
Messenger RNA from Diospyros lotus (date-plum), 984 nucleotides. Its product is annotated as cytosolic sulfotransferase 6-like. Gene Ontology annotation, molecular function: sulfotransferase activity. Bases 2 to 676 code for a protein of 224 amino acids. The record is from RefSeq and is a predicted model, not a curated record. Gene Ontology annotation, biological process: sulfation. Lineage: Eukaryota; Viridiplantae; Streptophyta; Magnoliopsida; Ericales; Ebenaceae. Gene Ontology annotation, cellular component: cytoplasm. The transcript has 2 exons.